AUGUUAAUCAGCAUCUACCAGGUCACUAAAAAUAAUAUAAAACAUUUUUAUAAUUUAGUUCCUCCUGGGUAUAAUUUACCUGGAACUGUUAAAAAACAUGCUAAUCCAUGUAGAUCAUUACCGUAUCAUUCCUUUAAAAAUUACAAUGCAAUUGGAGUGAGUAAGGGUAAAGGAAAGCAGGUUGAUAAAUAUGGCGGUCAAAAAGGUGAAGGAAGUGGUGAACGUGGUUCUCGUGGUUUUCCUAUAUCUAGCGGAUUAAAAAUGAGAGGAGAUGGAGAAGAUAAAGAAGUGCCUGUUGCAGAAACGGCCGCUCAAAGAGGACAGAACAUUAAUGGAACUACUACAAAAGAAGAAAUUCAGCAACUCAUUAAUAAUUUAAAUAAAUCUCUUCAAGCUAAUCGUCGAAAAAAUUAUAUCGAUAAAAGAAGAUAUAAACAAUAUAAAGCCAAUAUUGAAAAAGAAUAUAAGAUAAGAAGAAUUGAAAGUAAUGAGUUUUUGAAAGGAAUAAAAGAUAUUGCGAAAAAAUCAAGAAAAGAUGGGGAGGAUUUUAAACAGCAGAAAAUUUUAGAAUUUAAUUCUAUGAUGGGGAAUGAUAAUAAAUAA
This is a messenger RNA of Meloidogyne enterolobii, 603 nucleotides long. NCBI's taxonomy places the organism in Eukaryota, Metazoa, Nematoda, Chromadorea, Rhabditida, Meloidogynidae. The record is from the annotation of a GenBank genome assembly.